Xyrauchen texanus (razorback sucker) is the source of this 3374-nucleotide messenger RNA. Its product is annotated as store-operated calcium entry regulator STIMATE-like. NCBI's taxonomy places the organism in Eukaryota, Metazoa, Chordata, Actinopteri, Cypriniformes, Catostomidae. Gene Ontology annotation, molecular function: calcium channel regulator activity. Bases 753 to 1640 code for a protein of 295 amino acids. The transcript has 8 exons. The record is from RefSeq and is a predicted model, not a curated record. Gene Ontology annotation, cellular component: cortical endoplasmic reticulum; membrane. Gene Ontology annotation, biological process: activation of store-operated calcium channel activity.
ACGUCGCGUAAAUGAGUGGAUAUGGUGUCCAAGGAAGAGUCCUGCCUUUAAUAUGGAUAAUAUGUCGCUUCAGAUACGUAUGUGACAAGACCGGACGCAGAUGUAUAUCUAUACUGGUUCCAAGCAAACUCUUCUCUUGUAAAAGGCGUCGGCAGGAUUUUUUUACAAGCUGUGUUUUCUAGCAGAACUCUUAAAAGAGCUUUAAAAACGGCAGCAAAGGUCAGAUCAGCUUAUAGUUGUAUCCAUGUGCAUUUCUUAACUGGAAGUUUUAACGUCUCUUGACUUCCCUAGCAGUAGCUGCUGAUGUAGAUGUGAAGACAGUCUUCCUGCAUAAGUUUAAGCUGUAAUCCUACAGAAUUGCAUUCUACCUGCAAACAAAACCCGGUCUAUUAUUGAUCCUUCCGAUAAGACAACUUGCGUUGGUUAGUAUAAAGUGCAUCAACAGCAAACUAGACAUCUCAGUCUAAAGCAUGGUUGCUCGAUGCUAAGGAGGAUGCUUAUACAGCACAACCUGCUGACCGAUGUUAUGUAGCUAACAACUGGAUGGCGCCUUCCAUUGAGUUUCAAUAUGAUAUAUUAUAAUAUUUCGGCGUGAUUGGAGGCUCGUGAUCUUUCAGUAGGAGCGGAGAGAGGGAAUUCAGUAUGUGCUUACGGUAACUGUGUCAUCGUGCUAUCGGUCGCCAUCACUGCUUAUCAUUUGUGGGGCAUAUAGUUUUAAAGAACCCGUGAGUGAUCGACUAAACUGUUGUGCAAUGGCGGGUGGUGUGUUGUCCCGGGGUCAGCUGCUGUCUGCAUCCUCCAACUCUUCACCCACUGAUGCUGAUACCCGGCGCUGCUCCAACGGGGACUUCAUGGAAUCCUUUGGCAUCUUCCUGCAGGGCCUGCUGGGAGUGGUGGCCUUCAGCACCCUAAUGUUGAAACGCUUCAGGGAGCCCAAACACGAACGGAGACCCUGGAGAAUCUGGUUUCUGGACACCUCCAAACAGGCCAUAGGGAUGCUGUUCAUUCACUUUGCCAAUGUCUACCUGUCUGACCUCGCAGAGGAGGACCCAUGUUCACUAUACCUCAUUAAUUUCCUAUUGGAUGCGACACUGGGCAUGCUGGUAAUCUAUGGUGGCAUAAAAGCUGUUAAUGCUGUGGUUGAAUGGAGACAGUGGGACUCAUUACGUUUUGGAGAGUAUGGCGAGCCAGUACAGUGCAGUGCCUGGGCAGGUCAGUGUGCUCUCUAUAUACUCAUCAUGAUGUUUGAGAAGGUCAUGAUCAUGCUGGUCCUCCUCAUCCCACAGUGGAAGAAGCUGUCUACACUCAACCCCAUUACAAACCCUCGUCUGGAGCUAGCCAUCGUCAUGCUAAUUGUUCCAUUUUUCGUGAACGCUCUGAUGUUCUGGGUAGUAGAUAACUUCCUAAUGAAGAAGGGUAGAACAAAAGCCAAACUUGAGGAGAGGGAGGCAGUAGAUGAUCCCCGCGGCAAGAGCAAAGUGCGCUACAGACGGGCCCUGUCACACGAUGACUCUGAAUCAGAGAUCCUGUUCUCUGCAGAUGACGAAAUGGAGGAUUCAGAUGGUGACGACGAUAUAAGAAGAAUCACAGGGCUCAAGCCUGUUAAGAAAAAGAAACACCGUCUUGGUAUCCCAGUCUGAGUUGCAAUGUAGACUUGAGGUCUUCCUCACUCCCAUGACCCCACCUCAUUAACCUGAGCUUUACACCUGGACAUGGAUCAGCAACUGGUGGGCAUAAUGUGUAUAAACUCCUAACAAGUGGCAUUGAGAGCAAUUUCACUUAAUAAAAGGACUAGGCUCUAGUCGGUCUACAAACACUGCAUUUCCACCCAUGCAUACACAUGAGAGGUGCCUCCUACUAUUCUGAGACAUCUACCAGUACCAGAACAAUUUUUGUUAACAUUGAGUUAUGUUGACGGUGACAAGGAUUUUGGGACCACAUAGUUUUUUUUCAGUCGGUCCGAUUUUUGCACAUUCACGAUCGCCUCACAUUGACCUCUGAUGUACAACAGUGGGAGAUCUUGGCUACAACUCCACUAUGCAUUACUCCAGCCUUUAAACUGAGAAACUCUGAAUUUUAACUUUUCAGUAUGGUUUAUUCUAUAUGUCCAUCACACUUUACAAAUAACACAGACUUUCUUCUGAGAUAAUUACUUAACCAUAUGUAUGUGACCGUGAUGCUGAAAUAGCCAAACUAGUUAAGGUUGCUUAUAGCCAGUUCCAAAUCACUUUUGCUAGUGUAGCUUUGGAGAAGAAUUGUUUUGGUAAUUGUGCCGAUAAAUAUUAAGGAAUAAAUUUGCCAACAGCAUCAUAAUCUGUAAUGGCAUGCUUGUCAGAUUGUUUGGUUUUUAAAAGUAUAUCUGCCCCAAAGUUCAGUGUGUGACUGUUUUUCUGCCACAAAGUGUGUUUUUUUCCUUGCGUAUUUAUUUGUUGUUUUGUUACGUCUGUGUGGGUGUCUUUUGUUUCGUCUGUGUGGGAGUCUUUUGUUUCCUCAUGUUUUGCUACUCAUUACAGAGUAGAUGCUUUGGUGCAGGAUGCUUCAUUAAUCUCUUGCACAGUUCUUUGUGUCAUUUUGUGUGCAGUUUUGUACGUCUUAAAAAUACAACAAUUCAGACACUGUCAAACACUAAUCUAGAGGCUAUUUGUUCUUUGUCCCUACACACAGAUAGUUACAAAGUGAUGCCUUUUUUCCGUGUACUGCAGAAUUCUUAUUGUUUGUAUUACUUAUUUUGAAGAAUGUGAUAUGGUGAAAAUGUCUGUAGGUUUUAAUUCUUGGUUUAGGAUGUUUUACAGAUAACUUACUUUACACAUUCAGCCCAGAGUGGCAGUGAGAACUGCAAGUCUUUUAUUGUUUCAACAAGUUAACUGACAAUAAUGGACCAAGAUUGUGUGAGUGACCGUAAUAUGUUUGCUUGUCUGUGCAUUUUUAAAGGAUUAAUUUGAACCCAGGCUUUGUGAUUAGGCCUGUUGGAUGAACAUGGUUACUGAUGAGGAUCUUGUCUUGAUGGAAUUGUAACUGCCUUUUCCUCUCCGGGUUGACUCUGACUAUUAUUACUGCGCAAUCUUUGUUAGAGUUGCUGGUGAGAGAAAGAACCAAAUAUAAAAACGGAGAAGGGUUAUAAGUUCUAAACUGUAUUAGAUGAUUACAAUUACUGACAAAGAACGAUCUUGCAUUAUUAUGUAUGCUUUUUUCAAUAAACUGUCAAAAAAAUAGGUGUGUCUCAGUCUGUUUUUGUGUGUCCUAUGUAUAAUUCUGUAACAUAUCUUCUAUGCCUAUUUUCUCUUUUUUAAAAAUUAAUUUUGACAUUGCAAAAAGGAUGUUUCCUGAAUAGAACACAAGCCACGGCAGUGAGAACACUGAAUCCUAACCACUGG